Messenger RNA from Wyeomyia smithii (pitcher-plant mosquito), 2394 nucleotides. RefSeq lists its product as uncharacterized. The coding region runs from base 1425 to 1967 and encodes 180 amino acids. NCBI's taxonomy places the organism in Eukaryota, Metazoa, Arthropoda, Insecta, Diptera, Culicidae. The record is from RefSeq and is a predicted model, not a curated record. The transcript has 2 exons.
GCUCCGUACGGAUGCAGAUCAUCUCUUCGGCGCUCUCGCUCGCGGAACGUCCACUGUCCGUGUGUUUCCGCAGACGACGACAACGACGACGUUUCGCUCGUUUGCUCGCUUGCUGCCAGGCUCUUUUUCCAACGUCGACAACGACGACGGCUACGACAACGAUUCGCACUGAGGAGAAAUCGUCUCGGUGAAAAUUUCCUUCGCCACCAGUAGCCACACAAAGUACUUAACUUUCCAAGUCCGCCAGUACUUUUUUUCCUCGACGGAUCAGCAUCAUUGCACCGGAUACCGUGCGAAAAGCGAACACGCCAAGUAAGCCUCUGGUGCCUGGACGGUAUCCAUCGUUACGGGAUUCCGGAAGCUAGCCAGACUUUUGCGUCAAAAAAGAAAAGCCAAUAAACGGGAUAAGUGAAAGAAGUGUGGUGUCCGUUCGAGUGCCGAAAAAAAACCAAAGUCGCGCGUACAUGUGAGAGUGUUUUGUGACCCCAACCGAACUCCAAGGAAGGCCAAAGAUUAAGCCAAACGGCGACCGCACAGGUCACAGGUAUAUUGCAUAUUUAUUCCGCACAAAGUACUAAAAAGGGGAGCAGUGCGUGAAUUCUCGUGUUGAGGUUUUAAUGCGUGAAGAGAACAAGAAACCAAUCGGCCAAAUUUACAUUCAGACGACGACGUCGACGACGACGUGUGGAUGAUGAGAAGCAGAUAGCGCAGUGCAAAAAUCGCAUCUUGGUUCAUUCUUUUGCUGGAAGCGCCCCUCGUCUUACACAGUGGAAGAAAAAGAAUCCAGCUAUCGGAGAAAAGCAAAAAAAAAGAACAUAACGAGUGAAGCAGUGAAAAUGCUGCAACGAUUAAGCAGAACCGGAAGGGGCGAUGCUGUAACAUUGUUGCCACCGAAAGUUGAAUCCGAAGCGGAGUAGUGCCAUUCAAGAGGAUAUAAGGCAGUCAGCCGAGAAAAAGUUCGGGAAAUCGAAUAAAGUGCUUAAAUUUUAGUGUUAGAUAAUAAUCCGCUGCGCUGCGGAAGCAGCAAAAAGCGCCGUGUCUCCUCCGUGUCUGUGACGGUGGCCCUUUCCCGUAUACACAUCCGUAGCUAUUGGCAUAAUAGUGUUGUAUCUCAGUGUCCUUGCGUGUUGUGAGAGUGUGCGUUCGUUUUGUUAGGCCACCCGAUGUGAUGUUUUUGCAAAUCGAUGAUCGAAAGCGGAAACCCGAGAAUAAGUAGUGUCUGAAAAAUAAAAAAAGGGCACACACAACUUGCCAGAUUGAAUCAACGUCAGUUUCGGUUUGUCUGGAACGAGAAAAAGAAUCCGGUUAUUAGUGAAGAAAGUAAGUUAUAGGGAAUAAACACGAAAAUCGUACACCGAAACAGUGAAUGUGAGAGUGGAGAGUAGAUAGAAUCUCCCGAGUGAAGUGAACCCGGAGCCCCCGGAAUGCUUAUAGUGCCCCUACGGCCGUCACCAGAGUCGCGUCGUUUGUGUAGCCACUCGUGCGAGUAUCGUUUGUCAGUGAAAAAUCAGCGCAACGAACAACAACAACAACAGCAACUCCUGCGAGAGGCAGAACCGCAGCAGCGAGAAAAAGAAGUAACUACCAGUAGAGGCGACUUACGGCGGCAGCAACAGCACCUAUUACUACAUUCACUGCAAAGCAUAAUCGCACGAUCGCAAUCGUCAGAUUCGGCACCUUACUAUCAGAAAACUACCUUCACGACAACAAUAGCAACUGUUUCUACUACAACAACUACUACUACUACUACAAAAACUACUACUGUUAAUACUGCUGCUGCUGAUUUCACCUCUAGCACCUACACUAUCGACGGAUCUGUCGCUAAAGUCGCAACCUGUUCUUGUACUACUGUUGCUGCUGCUGCUACUAUCGGUGCUAGUACUGCAACUAUCGAAACUAACCGAAAGCCACAAAGUUCAACAACAACAACAAACAGCCUUGUACAGUGUGUGAGCGAUCGUCACUAGUGUGCUAUCAUCUAUACACAAAGCAAAGCAACAACAAAAAGAAAGAAGCGCCCUCCACCACCCAUCAUUACCAGCCACACCACAACCAUCACCACCACCAUCAUCACCCCUCGCUAGCACAAACGCGUGCACACCUCGCACUCGCAGUACACAGAGCAGCCGCCUAAGGGCACACACGCGCGCCGCACGCACCAAUCCGUAGGCAGCCGCAGCAUCCCAGUCACGCGCCAAGAGCCCAGCCGCCCCGCAAACGCGCCACGCAACCAACGGCCGGAAGAAUACUGUUUAAACCAUUGGUUACCUAUUUAAAUGCAAAACCAUAAUCUAUCGCAAAGAUAACGACAAAACGCCGUGUAAUUCGGCAUCAACCAUUUCUCCAAUAGAUUUCGUAGAGAAAUGGGGCCUGACACCGGUCCUAGGGCCCAGA